This is a messenger RNA of Lontra canadensis (Northern American river otter), 3054 nucleotides long. It is a transcript of the gene VGLL4, whose product is annotated as vestigial like family member 4. Lineage: Eukaryota; Metazoa; Chordata; Mammalia; Carnivora; Mustelidae. The transcript is spliced from 5 exons. Gene Ontology annotation, biological process: negative regulation of DNA-templated transcription. The coding region runs from base 191 to 1081 and encodes 296 amino acids. The record is from RefSeq and is a predicted model, not a curated record. Gene Ontology annotation, molecular function: transcription coactivator binding.
UUUUUCUUUCUUUCUUUCUUUUUUUUUUUUUUUUAACUUUUACAUACUUUGUUUUGAUCAUCUGAGGCUGGGCCUCACAGUCUUUGUGAAGUUUGAGAAGAGCCAGGAGCUACUCAGUAAUAAUUGAUUUUUUGAAACGUACUCUUUUGGGGCAAAAGCAAAGAGCUGGUUUUCUGUGUGAGCCCAAUAAAUGCUAUUUAUGAAGAUGGACCUGUUGAACUACCAGUACUUGGACAAGAUGAACAACAAUAUCGGCAUUCUCUGCUACGAAGGUGAAGCUGCUCUCAGGGGAGAACCCAGGAUGCAGACCCUCCCUGUGGCGUCUGCCCUCACCAGUCACCGCACAGGCCCUCCGCCCAUCAGUCCCAGCAAGCGGAAGUUCAGCAUGGAGCAAGGGGACGACGACCUCGACUGUGAAAACGACCAUGCUUCUAAGAUGAGUCGCAUCUUCAACCCCCAUCUGAACAAGACUGCCAAUGGAGACUGCCGAAAAGACCCCCGGGAACGGAGCCGCAGCCCCAUCGAGCGUGCCGUGGCCCCCACCAUGAGCCUGCACGGCAGCCACCUGUACACGUCCCUCCCCAGCCUCAGCCUGGAGCAGCCGCUCGCCCUGACCAAGAACAGCAUGGACGCCGGCAGGCCGGCUGGCAUCUCGCCCACGCUGACCCCAGUGGAGCGGCAGCAGAACCGGCCUUCGGUGAUCACGUGCGCCUCGGCCAGCACCCGCAACUGCAACCUCUCCCACUGUCCCAUUGCGCACAGCGGCUGUGUGGCGGCCGGGCCAGGCAGCUACCGGAGGGCCCCGAGCUCCACCACCACCUGCGACCCCGUGGUGGAGGAACACUUCCGCAGGAGCCUGGGCAAGAACUACAAGGAGCCUGAGCCAGCGCCCAACUCAGUGUCCAUCACAGGCUCCGUGGACGACCACUUUGCCAAGGCCCUGGGUGAUACGUGGCUUCAGAUCAAGGCGGCCAAGGACGGCGCGUCCAGCAGCCCCGAGUCAGCCUCGCGCAGGGGCCAGCCGGCCAGCCCCUCCGCACACAUGGUCAGCCACAGUCACUCCCCCUCUGUGGUCUCGUGAAGGGAGCGCCACCCUCAAACAAGAUGUCAAUCUGCAUGGUUUGCCUGAGCUUUGAACAGUCAGUGCUUAAAAAAAAACACAAAAACAAAAAAAAAAAUUGUCGGGGUGGGGUAGGGGGAAGGGUAGGGAGGGGAUGGUUUAUUCGCAAAAACCAUGUCGUUGGAUUUUUGUUCUGUUUUCGUACUUGCUUGGUAUUCAUACCCGGGGGCCUCAAACUCGAUACCGGGAGCUGCCCGUGGACCAUCUAACGUAGCGUCCUGCCUUCCUGCCUCAGUUACCAAAGAAACCUCUGAUGCAGGUCUGCUGCCCCAUCAGGGGCCAGGACUCCACGGCGCACGCUUUCUCAGUCACAAGCCAUGACGUUGGUGACCCAGAUGCUUCGUGCUUUUCCAUUUGCUUCUCGAGACCGGGGUGUGUGUGUGGCUUCGCUUCCAUUGCGUGUUUGGUCCGGGCCGCAUGUGAGUGCGUCUGCGUGCGUGCAUCUACUUGAAGAGAACAGAGAACUGUCGCGUCUGAUUUGCACUACUGGAGGAGGCGAAAGUUGCCCGCCUGACAGCUUUCUGUGAGAUGCUAGUGCUCUGAGGGCAAACUGCUGAAAAACAAAGGGUUUAAGGAUGACAUUUCUGACCAUUUGUGUGUUGUUUGUUUUUUUUAAAUUUAGACAAAACAGCUUUGGAAGGGGAAGUCUCAUACAGGUUAUAGGUCUUUCUCUCUAGAUUUCAGGUGCUUGCAACUGGACUGCAGACUCUACCAAUCACGGGCAUUCUCCCUUUCCUAAACACUGCAGUUUGUUAGACUAGAGCUGAGGUUGGAGGAUUCUGUAGUGCUUUCAACGUGAUGCAUGUUUUAAUGGAGAAAAAUAGCUGGUUUCUAUUAAUUGUAUAGAUAUAGUAAACAAGAACCUUAAUACUUACUAGCUUCUUUUCAGAAUUAGUUUAUUUUUGUCAUUUACAGUCCUAGAUAUACUUACUGCUGGUACAGUUGUACUCUGAGAUUUGUUUGAUAUUCACAUUACUCCUGAGUCAUGUGGGGCUGGCAGGCCCUGGAGACGGGCAGGCCAGUCGUGGGUCAGCCGCCGUGUAGGAUGCUGGAGGUUUUGGCUGCCAGCUGACGUUUAUUUUUUGCAUCCCUGUCUGCUUAUUACUAGCUACCAGGGGAGUUGGGGUUUGUGUCUUCCAACUUCCCUCCAUGCAGAAACUGCUCCCUUUCAACCCUCUUGGCUGAACAGAUUACUGACAAUCUGUGAUAUGGUAUUUUGUGUGCUUCCUCGUACGCUGGGGCCAAGGCAGUAUACAUUCCUCUGACUUUAUACAGUUAUCACUGCAUUUAUUAUCGUUUGCUAGAGUAAUAGCUACUAACUAGAAAUUAGGCGAAGAAGAAAGCAUGACGGACACAGCUGUGGAUGUUCAACAGCUGCUCCUCUUUUUGGUAAAUGUACAUUUCUAUCCCCCCCACCCACCCACCCCCGGCCCGUUCCAGCCUCUAGAAUGCCACCAGAGGGCUUACAAAGUUGCCUGGCCAGGUGACAACAGGUGCGCCCGCCUCCCCUGUGAGGCACUGUGGACGCCCGGGAGCCCUCGAGGCUGGUUUUCUGUAUAAGAAAAACACAGGUUAGCUGGUUAAUUGUAAAAAUUGUCACUGGGCAGAAAGGUCAGCAGAUCGGCUCUUGUGGUCCCAGGGUGGCUGCAGGUCUUUCCACAGGCAGAAGAAAAGCCCUUCUCCUCUUGCCCCUGCACACAUUUCACCCCCACAUAACUGGGCUUCCAGGCUUUCGCAUUCGGGCCCCUAUAUUUUCUGUAGGAAAAAUCGGUGAGAACACUUUUUUUAUAUAGGUAACUUUAAGACCAUCAUUACGCUGUGCGUAAAGAAUGUACAGAGAAAUUUGUAGGUAUUUUUUGAAGAACAAUUAAUUUGUUAAUGAUAUGUAGCUAUUUAAUUUCCCCGUUCCCAUUGUAAUCAUUCAUAUUUUUUUU